Vigna radiata var. radiata (mung bean) is the source of this 2519-nucleotide messenger RNA. Its product is annotated as zinc finger CCCH domain-containing protein 18. The coding region runs from base 433 to 2109 and encodes 558 amino acids. The transcript has 8 exons. The record is from RefSeq and is a predicted model, not a curated record. NCBI's taxonomy places the organism in Eukaryota, Viridiplantae, Streptophyta, Magnoliopsida, Fabales, Fabaceae. Gene Ontology annotation, molecular function: metal ion binding; RNA binding.
AUGUAACGCAGAUGUUUUUGUAAAUAUUAUUAUGAUUAAGAAAUUCUUUUAUGCUUGUUAUGGUAGAUAUAUCAUAAGCAUUUAUUAAAAAAAUGAAUAAAUUUUAGGGUGAGUAGUUCAAGAAACAGUUAUAGACCUCGAGAAUUAAGCAGAAUACUUUGCCUAGUAUCUGUGGUUACGUGUGGUGUUCUUGAAAAGAUGGGUAUAAAGAAGGCCAAAUAUAGAUUAGUCACCACACUGAAUGAGUCACAUAACAGAGAGUGUUAGUGUCUAGUAUGCGAGUGUUGCUCACUGGACCUUUUCCAAAAGCAUUCCUUUCCUCAGCUUGUGACGACACUGCUCUCUGAAUGUCAGGUGAAGCUCUGAGAUAUGUAGAAGAGAAAAGGGUUGUUGAAAGAUCUGUGCUUGAAGCACUUUCAGUGACUUCAAGCUAUGGAUAUUUCAGAGUACACAGGUAUAGUUUUAGGUAAACUUCAGAAAUUUGAGCCAGAGAACGCCUCAAAGAUCUUAGGGUAUCUCCUUGUCCAAGAACAUGGGGAAGAAGAAAUGGCGAAAUUGGCUUCACUCCCUGACCAUUUAAUCCGUGAAGUGGCGUUCCAGACCAGAACCAAGCUUCCAAGGUCAGCUGCCAGAUCAAUCAUUCCUCCAAUUUCACCUCCCAUGAACUGUCAACCAGGUUUUUCCCCUACUUCAGUAAUCACACCUGACACCCCUACCACAGCGGCAAGCUUCCAGGUUCAAUCUCCCUUCUGGGAUCCUCAGUCUGUUAACAAUGCCAAUGCAGAAUAUAUGGCACAGGGUUUUUUGGAUUCCAUCUCUGAAUUUCAAAAGCAAACUCCGUACUUCACUCUGGAGAAUCAUAUGGAUGCUGUAAAUUCUCGUGCUGUUGGGACUUCAGGCACUCCAAGUAUUGCUAAUGAUUACUAUGGCUUAGAUGCUUUAUCAGCUGGUAAUUUGGGUGGAAAAGCUGGUAGAAGGUUUGACCAUCCAGUCAAGACCUGUCACUACUUUAACAAAGGAUUUUGUAAGCAUGGAAAUAGCUGUAGAUACUAUCAUGGACUGGGGGCCCCUGAUGCAUUCCCUCACAUGUAUGGAAAUGAUAGUUUUAAUGAUGAUCAGAUGAUUUCACCUGGGUCAUUGGCACAACUAGAGUCUGAAAUUGUUGAACUCCUGAAACUGAAAAAGGGUGGUUCUAUAUCAAUUGCUUCCCUCCCAAUGGCAUACUUUGAGAAGUAUAAGAAGGUGCUGCAGGCUGAUGGCUACCUCACUGAGAGCCAGAGACAUGGAAAAUCUGGCUACAGUUUGACUAAGCUUCUUGCACGGUUGAAAAAUAGCAUUAGGCUAAUUGACAGGCCUCAUGGGCAGCAUUCGGUUGUUCUGGCUGAAGAUGCUCCGAAGUUCAAUGGAAAGGGAGAUUAUGGUAGAUACAUCAGUGCAUCACGACAGAUAUACCUGACAUUUCCAGCUGACAGCACUUUUAGCGAGGCUGAUGUUUCAAACUACUUUAGCACUUUUGGGAAAGUUGAAGAUGUAAGGAUUCCAAGCCAAGAGAGAAGGAUGUUUGGAUUUGUGACAUUUGAUGAUCCUGAAACUGUUAAAGCAAUUUUGGAUAAGGGAAAUCCCCAUUAUGUCUGCGAAUCACGGGUUCUUGUGAAACCUUACAAAGAGAAGCCAAAACUUAUGCUGAGAAAGCACUCAGACAGAAUUGAGCACCAGCACCCUGCUUAUUACUCAGCACACUACGUAGAUGUUGACAAUGAACCUACGCCAAUUCCAAGAGGUUGCAGUAACCCUCGAUUACUCAGGAGCCUGAUCAUUGAACAGCAAGAGGAGGCUGCCUUUGAAUUUCAUAGAAGACGUUUUGCAGAGCUGCAGUUGGCCCAAAAAUCUUUUACCACUUCACCCCAUUUAGGCUUUAACACUGGCGGAGCAAAACCUUCAAAUGAUCCUUUCAAUGUCCAUUCUGCAGAAUCUCAGAAUCAUGUUGUGAAUGACAAAUCCGGAUAUAUGGAUAACAAUUACACUGCUGAGGACAGCAAUCAAGGACUGAAUCUCCCAGACAGCCCAUUUUCAUUUCCAGUAGAUAGUGGAAUUUCAGCAGUAAUUUAGUUUCAGAAACACAUAGAAGACUGCAUACAAGAUUACAAGAGAAAGAAGAGAAAUAUAGAGAGUUAAUUUGACACAUAAUUCGGCCCUUCCAUUCGUCUCUUUCCUCAACUGGCUCAUCACAGUUUAGUCAAAGUUUCAAGUACAUAAAAGUUGAGUUGGUGGAAUUAACAAUAACAACUUUUCAGAAGGUUAUAGUUUUCCUUUUAAAGAAUCACAGAAAGAUUAGAGGAUGUUUGGUUUCUACAACAGUAUGAGUAACCAAUUACUCUGAGAACAGUCAAAUAAUUUAAUUUGUGUCACAAGUAUUUGGUUUUUUGGUUUUCUUUACCUGAUCUUGAUUCCAUGUUAUACAUUGAGUAAAUGCUCUCUGGAUUUAGUAAGGGAAAUAAAUUACAAGUAUUUGUUUCUUG